Dacryopinax primogenitus is the source of this 660-nucleotide messenger RNA. RefSeq lists its product as uncharacterized. The record is from RefSeq and is a predicted model, not a curated record. Lineage: Eukaryota; Fungi; Basidiomycota; Dacrymycetes; Dacrymycetales; Dacrymycetaceae. The coding region runs from base 309 to 608 and encodes 99 amino acids. The transcript has 4 exons.
UUUUGAAGCAAUUUACCCUUGACGCGUGACAUACAGGUGCAAGCUCAAGGCGCGUCUUGCCCAUGCGUGCCUCUUCCCCCAGUUCCGCCUGCACGACUAUGGCCAUUCCUCCACACUGACCAUUGGUAUCUCCUCGUCAAGGACGAAACAACGCAAUUGCGAUGUAAUCCCGUACGCUGUGUCGGGAGGAAACCAUGGAUAUGUUCUUCUGGUGUUUGCCGAACGCCGCAGUCCACGGGAGCCGUUCAGAUGGCACGGCCCCUUGUUAAAGCGACAAUGAACCAGUUUGGAUGCUUAUUGAUUCCCAAAUGAAUCUGUGGUCGGACAUGACACUUUUCCAUUUCAAUGGAGACCUCAGUCUCGACACUCAGGAUCAACUUGCCGCUCUAGGACUCGGUACAUGGAAGCGUUUGCUGGCUUGCCUAGUACACGCCGCAGAUACCUUACAGUUCAAGACUUGUAUUAUGACGCCUUCACCUAUGUUAUGCCUCUGGAACGACGUUGUACAUCCAAGUUUCGCGGCCAACAUGUCCAUCGAUUCAUGGAGUACCCUUUCUGUGUCAUGUUUCCUUCCAUCGGGAAGGACGGAUAGUCGCUCUGGACUGUAAGAAACUAUCAAGGGGUAGCUCGGUUAUCAGCGGACGUCAAGGAGUGGCUCGA